UUUCAGGGGAAACCUAAGUAGCGCAGCUUGAGAGAAGCCAGUCUGCGUCUAUUCUGGAACAUAUGCCUGGAUCACACUGCUCAAAGGAUAUUCAUAAGAGUAUCAGCUGCUCCACUUCUGCUGCCUGCUCCUCUCCUGCCGCCACAUUCACUGAGCUCCAGUCCCUGAUGGCUAGCCCUGAACUGCCGACAGAGCAUGACAACUCCCAAUUGGACAGAAAGGAGGAGGACCCCGAGCAGCCAGGUCCAAGAAGUCUGCAGACGGCCAAGGCCCGCUUCCUCAAAGAAGUCUCCUACUUCUCUGGAGACAUGAAGGUGUUUGGAAAAUGGAUGGAAAAGCAGUUCUUCUUGCUGCAGUUGCUGGACUGGGUUUUACGUGGAGCUGCUCAGGUGAUGUUCGUGAACAACCCUCUAAGCGGCCUCAUCAUUUUUGCUGGCCUCAUCCUGCAAAACUACUGGUGGGCUCUCAACGGCUUUGUGGGCACACUCUUUGCCACCAUUUCUGCCCUUAUUCUGCAACAGAACAGAGGUGCAAUAGCUGCAGGGCUGUAUGGAUACAAUGGCAUCCUGGUGGGUCUUCUGAUGGCGGUGUUCUCCAACAAAGGAGACUGGUACUGGUGGCUCCUGCUACCAAACAUCUUCAUGUCCAUGAUGUGCCCGAUUGUGUCCAGUGCCCUGGGAUCUAUUAACAGUCGAUGGGAUCUGCCAGUGUUCACUCUGCCCUUCAACAUCCUGGUGUGUCUCCACAUGGUUGCCACUGGACACUUCAACCACUACUUCCCCCAAGUCCUCAUUCAGCCUCGCUCAGAGCUAGCCAACAUCACCUGGGCUGAAAUCGACGUAGCCCAGCUGUUCAUGUCAGUGCCUGUGGGAAUAGGCCAGGUCUACGGCUGUGACAACCCGUGGACCGGAGGAAUCUUCAUUAUCUCACUGUUCAUUUCCUCCCCUAUCACCUGUGCUCAUGCUGUCCUGGGAUCUGCCGUAGGCAUGGUUUCAGGCUUGGCACUGGCAGCACCUUUUGGAGACAUUUACUUUGGCCUCUGGGGAUACAACUGUGUGUUAGCCUGCAUUGCCAUCGGAGGAAUGUUCUACGCUCUCACCUGGCAGGUGCAUCUGCUUGCUAUCACAUGUGCUUUUUUCUGUGCAUACCUCGGCUCAGCCAUUGCCAAUAUCAUGUCCGCGUUUGGUCUGCCAGCCUGCACUUGGCCUUUCUGUCUCUCUGCCCUCACUUUCCUCCUCUUAACCACGGGGACUAACAAGAUCUUUAAGCUACCGCUGGCUAAAGUCACUUACCCCGAGAAAAACCUGGGCUUCUUCUGGAAGCUAAAGAAGCAGGAGAAAAUGAAAAAGGCUGAGAAAGAGAAGAAAGAAAGGAAGGAGCAGAAGAACACCAUCGAAGAAGAGAUAAUACUGAACGAGAAAGAGCAACUGAGACUGGAGCUUGAAAUAUUGGAAGGAAAGAGAGCAGCAAGUGAGGCAUGAAACUGACGAGACACAUGUCGAAGGCUUUGGACCUGGGGAUGAACAGCAGGGUACUGAAGAGAUCAGACACAAUGACCUAACCAAGGUCACUGUUGCUGAUAAUGUUUAAUACUGUAUGUAUGCAGCGGGAGAGAUACAGAGGAUGGAGAUAAACACUCCAUCUUGCUUAAAUUGGCAUCCUCCAAAAAAUAACACACCACCAAGCAUGUAUAUGAACUUAACGGUUUAAUUAACAAACACGUACACAAGCAAACCUCUUGUUGCAUGAAAUUUAGGAAGUCUUUCGACUCUAUUUAUCAUAUAAUAAUCGUAAAGUUAUGUUAAUGUUCAUAUUAACAUUAUUGUGUACCAUUGUAUUUUGAUGCUUUGGUAACAUUUUUUUUGUUUUUACUUUUAUGUCAAUAAAUCCAAACUGAAUUGAAAUGAAUUGGAAACAGUAAUGGAACUUUUAUCAUUUAAGGGCUGAAUAAUUUCUGUGGAAAUAUUGUUUGUGGGCCAUAAUCUAAUAUAAUAAAGUAUAUAUGAGAUUAGCACCUGACACAUCAGUCUUGCAUGCCUUCUAAUAACUGCAACAUGUCUCGAUGGUACACCGAGACUACCCAAACUUUAAUUAAACAAUAA
Molecule: messenger RNA, 2102 nt
Organism: Cyclopterus lumpus (lumpfish)
Lineage: Eukaryota; Metazoa; Chordata; Actinopteri; Perciformes; Cyclopteridae
Gene: slc14a2
Product: solute carrier family 14 member 2
Exons: 10
Coding region: 63-1481 (472 amino acids)
Biological process (GO): urea transmembrane transport
Cellular component (GO): membrane
Molecular function (GO): urea transmembrane transporter activity
Source: RefSeq, a predicted model, not a curated record